UGGAGUUGCUCUGCGCAGUCCUUCGCACGGGGAACGCAUCCCGGAUCAUUGUGAUGGAAUGCAUGAUUCUGUCACGAUGUAUCAUUUGUUGUUUGCUUCAUACCAACUGCAGCUGGAAGGACUCGGUUGAACUAGAAGGAAAAGGAAGAAAAAGACAAACUCGAAGAGGAAAACGGGCUAAGCCUUCGACGAUGAAGGAUGUGUUAUCAUCGUCGUCGGUUUUCUCUACGAUUUCUUUUUCUUCUAAUUGCUUCCUUCACCCGCACGACUUUCCCCUAUCUAUUCAUGUUUCUAUUAGCAUAUAUAUAACGGAUUAAUCCUCAAGGAUCCUUCACGGGAGAUUGAACAUGAACUACCUCUGCCCAGAUGUCAUCUUUCUUUUCGCCAACUCCCCACAAGAAAACCCAUGGCAUCACCAGAUGAAGAAAAUGAUUACACCAUAGAGGAAGUUAUCGCCCAUCUUCCACGCCCAAUAUCCCAUCCAGAUACCACCCCCUGCCCACCCUCCUACCUACGGGCCAUAGCCAACAGGUUCACCCCCAAAAAGCUCUCCCGUAGCCUUCAAAAUGGGCCCCCGAUCUUUCUCAUCGGACCCGCCAUGAUCCCCAACGUGCUAAAGCACAUCAUCUCCGCUCACCCAGCCCUCGACGUAGCUCAAGACAUGGCCGCAGCAACCCUACACGCCCACACCCUCUAUUGUGUGCGGCCCCUCUCAAACUCAACAGCAGCAGCAGCCCCUGAUAUGCCGUACAUCGUACCCGUGCAGCGCUGCUGCGCUGGAACCCUCACCCCCACCCCCAGCCCCACCGGCACCCUAACCACCGUCACCGGCCUGGCAGUCUUCAACCUAACAGACCUCCAACGCGCCUAUCUGCGCCAAUUCGAGUCGGCGCCCUUUAAACGGCUGGUCCCUGUGUGCAUCACCAUCUGUCUCUCGACUGGUAAGUGCGUGACUAUCGAUGCGGGCGCCUUUGUCGAGGUCAUCAGAACGACGGAGGAGGCCGGGGCGUAUGUACCUGCAACCACAACAAUAACUCCCGCUACCGCUACCGCUACCGCUACCGCUACUGCUACUACGCCUUUUAAUUGGCUUCUGACUAAGGCGAUGCAGCAAUACCGUUGCGAGACAUGGGACGUUGCAGCCUUCACCGCGUCUGCGCUGUAUAAGCAGGUAAGUAGGGCAUUUGAGGUGUGGGAUGCAGAGAAUGGGGCCGCGGUUGGGGAUGGGGUUGGGCAAGAGGAGAGAGGAGAUGAGUAUGGAUAUGAUGACGCUGAGCUUGACUUUGGCUUUGACUACUUGUAUGAGUACGAUGAGGGCGAGGAGGGAGGAGGAGAGGUACUUAUCGUUUCUGAUGGAGAAGGAGAAGAAGAAGAAGAAGAAGAAGAAGAAGAAGUGGAUAGUGAGUGGGAGCGGGACGAGGUGGAGGAGGUGGAUGGGGAUGAGAUUGAGAUUGAAGGCGGCAUUGAGGGGGAGGGGAGGGGAUGGGGGAAUGCGACUGGGGUUGGGGCUGGGGUUGGUGGUAUGCGCGUGGGUAUGGGAGUCGGUGUGGGUAGGUGUCAAGCGGAGGAGUCUAUGUGGGAGAAAUGGAUGACAGGGUUUCGGAGGUGUUUUGGGGAUUUGUGAGAAUGGGAGGUGGAGUGAUUCGUUUAUUUUAUAUAGAUAGGGUGGUCGGUGGUGCCGCCAUUGACCUUUUGGCAGGGUAGGUGUGGUGGGUAUGCAUUCCUAUCUUAAAAUCUCUAGGAACUUUUAGCAUUGAACAUUCAAUGUAAAUAUUAUCACAUUCCCUAUAUCAAAAAUAGGGAACCUCUUUUUCGACAAGAGAAA
Molecule: messenger RNA, 1825 nt
Organism: Blastomyces dermatitidis ER-3
Lineage: Eukaryota; Fungi; Ascomycota; Eurotiomycetes; Onygenales; Ajellomycetaceae
Exons: 1
Coding region: 407-1624 (405 amino acids)
Source: RefSeq, a predicted model, not a curated record